Gaeumannomyces tritici R3-111a-1 is the source of this 1651-nucleotide messenger RNA. RefSeq lists its product as hypothetical. The transcript has 4 exons. The record is from RefSeq and is a predicted model, not a curated record. The coding region runs from base 664 to 1464 and encodes 266 amino acids. Lineage: Eukaryota; Fungi; Ascomycota; Sordariomycetes; Magnaporthales; Magnaporthaceae. Gene Ontology annotation, cellular component: cytoplasm; nucleus.
CAACAACACCUGGCUUACCCCGCUGGUUCCCUAAAUAUAGGAUACAUUUUGGAAGAAUAAAGGUUGACUUUAGCAGCAGUCAAGAACACGAGGCUGGCGUCCCAUCUGUUCCCGCUGCCAUAGCGUGCGACUAAUGUCGCGGAGCCGCGCCUCCUUCCGACGAACAGCUCAAUGAUCAACAAUGUCGGGUGCCGCCACGGCGGGUUUGAUGGGACAUCCAUCCCAAGCCUUAGCCGACGCUUGCGACGACCCGCAGCCCCAGGCACACCUCGCUCUCCCUCGGAACGAAAUUCCCCCAGAUGCACUACCACCUACCACAACCAGUAAGAGCCCGUUUUGUCGGUACCCAUUCCGUUGUAGUGAGAUUGGGAGGGGAGUGGAAGUGCCGUGACUCGGUCGCUCAUCUCGAAUAUCUCUCAUGCGACACUUUUGAUGGGGAUACGGAAUGGUGAGAGACCGGGGAAAAAGACCCUGGAAGCGAGGAAAUACCCUUAACUACGGCAAAGAUGUAGGGGCACGCGCCCGAGCGACGGGACGGCUACGGUUGCCCGUCGAAGCCAAAAGCGUUGUUGUUGUAUGUUUCAAUAUUUCCAGUCGACGCAAUAAGCCUUCUCGCCGUGUCUCUCCUGUACUGCGUCCAUCCUAUAGGACCACCUCGGCAAGAUGAAGGUUCUUUGCUUGCAUGGGCGGGGCUCCAACACAGAGAUCUUUCGUAUGCAGACAGCCGCCAUACGCAGCUUUCUAGAGCCAGAGUACGAAUUCGAGUUUGUUGAAGGGCGCUGGCCGCAUCUCGAAGGCAACUGGUCCGUCCACACAACGGACUUUUCCAAAUCCAAGCUCUACGGCUACUACAAUGGCCUGAACCUCGAUGAUAUCCUGGCCACCGAAAAUGAGCUCUGGCAGAUUAUAGAGGACCACGGGCCGUUUGACGGCAUCCUUGGCUACUCACAAGGGGCCACACUUGCGGCACAGCUCGUGAUCCGGUACAUGAUAGAGAACCCGUUUGCGACGAUUCAGGAACUGCCGCUCAAGUUUGCAAUCUUCAUCAACGGCGCCACGCCGCCAUGCGUGUUGCCGCUUGCCGGCGAGGAGCUUUUUGACUGUCCGCUCGACGAGUUUGCUGAGGCCGCCCACCUUUUCAAAGUCUUCAAGCCGAACGAGACCGACAACCUCACCAAUCUGCGGCCCGCCAAACUGGCCAACGGCCGCAAGGUGGUGACAGACGGCGUAAACUACAUGACGCGCUACGACCCGGCGUGGGACGGCAAGGUAAUAUCCAUACCGACGGUGCACAUCCGCGGCAGAGGGGACCAUAGUGACUACGGAGAGGGUCUGCUGGACCUGUGCGAGCCGGACCUGGCCGAGGAUCGCCUGCACAUCUACGGCCAUGACUUUCCGCGGGGGAGGGACAUGAGCAUGAUCAUCGCCCGACUGAUACGCAAAACGGCCGAUAAAGCAUUUUGAGCAUCAUUUUUGUGACCUAGGAACGAACCACGUAAUACGAACAAAAGCUUCCGUGUCACUGCUGCACCAAGACCAUGUUAAGGUGGGCAUGGGAGCUGCCGGAGCCAAGGGCCCGUGGCUCCGCAGGGGGUUCCCGUGGAGUGGAUACGAUACCUUACAUCUGUUCUGCACGCUCUGGGCGGCAAAG